Molecule: messenger RNA, 2417 nt
Organism: Rhagoletis zephyria (snowberry fruit fly)
Lineage: Eukaryota; Metazoa; Arthropoda; Insecta; Diptera; Tephritidae
Source: RefSeq, a predicted model, not a curated record
GUGAAAGUGGAUAUUCAAAACGACAUACUCAUAGAAUAAAAUAAUAAUAAUAAUAAAUAAUAAACUGAAGUAAAUACUGUACUGACCGACACCGAAAUAGCCGCCCUCAAUGGUAAAAUAUAUGCUUACGUUGGCCAACCAUGGUUGUUAAAGGCCCAUGCCAUACACCAAAUGAAUGAGUUGGAAAUAUGUGAGAGAGCAUAUCGGGAACUGAAGGCGAAUGAGGUGUUAACAUCUCAGGGUCGUCUUCAUCAAAUGAUACAUUAUUGUUAUCGAACCGCUCGGUUGAAGUUAAAACCCGAGUCGGCGUCACGCCAGGCAGAUCUGAUCGGAAAAUUUCAGUCGAAGAUUCGUGAGCUUCGGAUGUCUUCACCGAAUACGGGAAUCCCGACGUGCGAUCCCCAAUUAAGUUUGAACUCGACCUUCCAUGGUUUUGAGAACGAACGGGGAAUGAUGAGUUCAACUCAGAAUACUGUUCCAUCACAAUAUUUACCCUUAACCAUACCAGAUUCGAUUCCAAACCAGAAUAUACCGACUUCGGUUCAGGCAACUGAACCACGGUAUACCCUGACCACCAGUACGGUUAAUUCAAAUGCUCAACCAGCCGUUCUCAAUUCAGUGUCAGGCGGAACGGAACCAACACCCUCAUUACACCAACUGUCUGUAAUGGUGUCUGAGUUGCUGAGAGCCCAAACACAGAUGCAACAGCAAAUGAUCCGUGAUCGGAUUCAGUUGCAGACACAAAUUCCUGACGUUCGUGAUAUGAACCAAACCAUGCCAACGACCUGGAUACCACCCUCGGUGGAUCCCCUGCAUGGUUCUUUGGGUGGUCCUUCAACCUCACAAACUCAAACGAUCAAUACCUACCGUGGUCUUAGAACGUCACAUAUCCAAGAACCAAUUAAUCAACCAUUUCAUUUAUAUCCGAAAUAUUCGCUAUCCGGUCCACCACAAUCACGACUAAAUCAAGCCACUAUUUUCGACGAAACUGGCCAAGCGGAUGCAAUGGAUAGGAAAUUCAGAACCUUACCAUCAUGGAUGGGACGUGCUCAAUUCGAUGGCGUUCAUGUGAACGAAAAAUUUCUAUCGGUUGAAGAUUAUUUGGCUAUUAUUGGCUCAUUUCGAUAUAAGAUUGGAGUACCUGACCACGAAUUGGUUACGCGUUUGGUGCCCACACUCACGGGGGCCGCUCGACAAUGGUACUUCACCGAACUGAGGAACUACAGAGAUUAUCAAGAUUUUUGCACGAAACUUCGAGCUCGUUUCCUCAACAAACAUCCUCGGGCCCAAGUAAUAAUGUCAUAUGCACAGAUUAAAUUCGACCCACGUUCGCAAACACUGCUGAAACAUAUCGAUGACUUGACAUUCCAAUUGCAGGGUAAUUCCUGUGGUCUGGAUGAACGGGACCACUUCGAUAUCAUCAUUGGUACCUUAUCCGAUCAUCUGCGUGAACUCGAUCCACCGGAUGAUUCUUCACAUUCGGAAUAUACCGCUUCUUUUCCUGGGUCCGACUCCGAUGACAGGGAAUGUGCAUACUUGAACAAGCAAAAGAAACCAAUUAAAGUAUCUCAGAAACAUAGGUAUUCGAAACCGAGGAUUAUAAAAAUGACAAAAAUCCAAAGGGGAAUGAUAAGAAAGUAGGAACUAUCGUCGACCCAUUUUUCGUUGUUGAGGGCGACGAAAAUGUACGAUGUGCAAAAUGUCUCGUGUGGGGCCAUCACUUCAAAAAGUGUCGAGCGCAACCGAAUAGGGUGAUCUGCUACAAAUGUACACGACCAGGGGUUACAUCUGAUCAAUGCCCGUGUUCAAAAAACGCGUAAGGGAGUCGAUUGGGAAUAGUGGUCCAUCGUACUCAGAAUCCACAACUUUAUCUAAAUCCUUUGUCUCUAAAAUCCGCACUCUACCGAAGUCCCUCUACAAAUCGACAAAUCUUCAGUCCCGAAUUCCAGUAAUAAUUCUACUCUGAUUCUUAACGAGUAUAAUCAAACUCAAAGGGAUGGCAAAGAACCAUCAACCCAAUGUUCUGAACGAACACCACCAAUUACCAAACCUACUUCAGCUUCAGUCCCUAAUCACAAUCAAGACGGAGACAACAAAGUUAACCCACCACUACUCCGUGAUGUUUUCUUUGUCUCAGAAAAAUGCUUGACAUAUAAUGUGCCGAACGAUUGUCGCGAUUAUCUCACGGUUAUGGUUAACAACCAGUCUCAUCCGGUUUUACUCGAUGGUGGAGCCGAAGUCACAGUCCUUUCACAAACAUUUUAUGAGAAGUACAAAUGGGGACAGUUGCAACCUACCAAAACAUCCAUUGGUCUCGCCGAUAAUUCGAUUUCAUUUAAGGCCAUUGGUAAAGUGGAUGUAUUGGUGACAGGUAAUAAGAUCAACGGAAAUAAGGUCAAUUGACUUUAUUUCCCACC